Molecule: messenger RNA, 2749 nt
Organism: Gallus gallus (chicken)
Lineage: Eukaryota; Metazoa; Chordata; Aves; Galliformes; Phasianidae
Gene: LCMT2
Product: leucine carboxyl methyltransferase 2
Exons: 13
Coding region: 16-2352 (778 amino acids)
Biological process (GO): tRNA methylation; wybutosine biosynthetic process
Molecular function (GO): protein binding; S-adenosylmethionine-dependent methyltransferase activity; tRNA methyltransferase activity
Source: RefSeq, a predicted model, not a curated record
GCCCGGCGUGCGCUGAUGCGGAUGUGCGGCACAUCGGUUGAAGGCGGGGAGGCAGCGGGAGCGGAUCGGUCCGGCGCUGGCACUUACACCUCGCGUCCCGCGCUGGCAGAGCUCACAUCCCGCACGAUCCGGUCCCGGCGACACGUCCCGCAGCCGCACCGGUACCCCGGCACCGCGGCGCUCUGGUGCCGAGACCGCUCCGGUACCGCUGGCCGGCCCGGUACCGUCAGCGUGUUCCAGUGCCCCCUGGCGCCGUGCCCCCACCCCGUCCUCCCGGUGCCGCGGCCGCCCCGCGCACAGCUCGGCGGCAGGCGGCGGGUCGGCGCUGGCUCGGCGCGGAGGCUCCUGCUGAAACCCGACCCAGCGCCGCCCUCAGCCCCUCUCUCCCCCCGCCGCCCCCAUCCCCGCCCCGCCACCGGAGCGCGCCGGCGGAGCGCGGCCCCGGGCCGGGGUCCGCGGAGAGGUUAUUAUGUCCGUGCCCGUGCGGUGGAUCACUGUGUUCAAGAUUUCCUGCUGAAGACCCAAAGUCAUCCUAGGACACAGAUCCUGUCUUUAGGUGCUGGCUUUGACUCCUUAUACUUUCGUUUGAAAGACAUGGAUCUGCUACGUCACACUGUGAUAUAUGAGGUGGAUUUCCCAAAUGUGGCAUGCCAAAAAGCUACUCUGAUCAAAAGAACGGAAGAGUUGUCAGCACUGGUGGAAGAUAGUGGAGCAGAAGGAUCAGGAGUCACUACUGCCUUUUCUGGAAAGGAUUAUAGAUUAUUGGGAGUGGAUUUAUCUGAGCUGCCAAAGCUGAGUAUAGCUCUAGAAGAAGCAGGAAUGGACAAUGAAGUUCCCACCCUUUUCAUAGCGGAGGUGGUGCUCACCUACAUGGAAAACAGCAGGUCAGAUGCCUUGAUUCAGUGGGCAGCAGAGCAUUUCUCUCAUGCAUGCUUUCUGCUCUAUGAGCAGAUGCACCCAGAGGACCCCUUUGGACGUGUCAUGCAGCAGCAUUUUCGUCAGCUGAACUCUGCACUUCGCUCUUUGUCUCAAUACCCUGACUGUGAAGCACAGCAGAAGCGGUUUUUUGAAAAAGGCUGGACUGAGUGCAGUGUCAUGGAUAUGAAUGAGUUUUUCACCUGUUGCAUUCCAGAAGAUGAGCAACGAAGAGUGCAGGCUCUGGAGCCUUUUGAUGAAUAUGAGGAAUGGCAUCUGAAGUGUUCUCAUUACUUUGUCUUAACUGCAUCAAAGGGGAUGGAACCCUCCUGGACUCCAUUAUUAUCCAACGUGACAGUUCCUCAUCAUCAUGGCCCUAUCAGGUUGGCUGGGAGUAUCAGUGCACUGGCAUGUGCAGUUCAAUCUGAAGUCCUUGGCUUGAGACGUUACGGUCACCACUCCUCUGUUAUAAAACCCAAUGUGAUUCUGACCACUGGAGGCUUUGGGGAGGAGAAUGGACAUCACUGUCGUAUGAGAAAUUUUCACGUGCUUAUUAAGUAUGCAGGCUCCUGGAAAACCAAAUGUGUGAAAAAGGAAAAUCCUGAUAAAAGAUGGGAUGAGCGGUUGUACCAUACUGUGUCGUGUCUCUCAGACAGCCUAGCCCUGGUGGUAGGAGGACGAACAUCCCCAUCAAAUGCAGCUUUGGGAAUGCUGUGGCUAAGGUUCCUCAAAAUCUGUAAUGACUUAGACCCAGCUGAUGUUACUGUGGAGCCUGUAAGUCUGCAGCCUGCUGUUGAACGAGCUGCUUUGCGUUGGAGACACAGUACAACUGAAGUAAUAUUCAAAGGAGAGAAGUACCUGUUUAUGUAUGGAGGCCGCUCUGCUACGCAGCCAGUGCUUGGGGAUUGGUAUUUCCUGCACAUUCCAGAAAUUUCCUGCACUACGAUUUCUGUUGAGGGUCCAGUACCAGAAGGCCGCCACUCUCACAGUGCCUGUAGUUGGAAAGGAGGAGUGCUGAUUGCUGGAGGUUUGGGGGCAGCUGAGCAGCCCUUAAAUUCAGUUUUCCUUCUGAGGGAGACUGAACAUGGCUUUCGGUGGCAGAUCAUAGAGACACACCCUCCUCUCAUCCCAAGGUAUUCACAUACUGCACAUGUGCAUGAUGAAAAACUUAUGCUUGUUGGUGGAGUGUGGUUCCACUCACUGUGUGUGCCCGGCAUCACUGUCAUUGACUUAAUGACUGGUCUGUGCGUGGACUACACAAUUAAUGCAGAAUGUUUGGAGUGGCCUUUAAUGCUACAUAAUCAUAGCAGUGUUUUUCUGCCAGAUGAGAAGGAGUUGUUGCUUAUUGGUGGUGGUGGGAACUGCUUCUCCUUUGGGACACACUUGAAUCCAAACCCUAUCUCAUUGAAUCUCAGCAGCGUUCUGAGCAGCCCCUAACUGGGGCCAAACAGGACUGAGCUGUAAUGCUGCACCGUGGUGUGACAUCUGCUUACCUGCAAGUCCAAGAACAACAAAGUGUUACAACGUUUUUUGUACCCUCAGUGCAUUUGUAAAGGUGGGAUAAGGAGAAGGGAUUAAGAAGUGAAGUUCUGUCAAGGGGUUGCAUACCUCAUCUGUCUGUUUUUUUUUUUUCUGUAGUCCUUUUUUGUGUUGUUGCAAACAAUAUUUUCCAGAAAUAGCUCUUAGAUUCCUUAGAUGUGAAGUAAGGAACACUGCUGUGUUCAAAAGUACUGUGUUCAAAAGUGCACAGUGAUGACUUGGAGGUAAAGUGAAGUCACUAAGUCAAGAAGCCAUUGGAAAUAUGCAACCAAGCAUAAUUAAAUGUGAAAAAGAA